Messenger RNA from Fusarium venenatum, 1479 nucleotides. Lineage: Eukaryota; Fungi; Ascomycota; Sordariomycetes; Hypocreales; Nectriaceae. The record is from RefSeq and is a predicted model, not a curated record.
AUGGCUGGCCACUACCGCGGUAUCUCUACCAACCCGAGCAAUGUGUUCUCCAAUGACCCUCAAUUUUCGGGUUUCAUGAAGCCUUGUCGCUUCGAAGGAGAAAUCAACUUCCUAGAAGUCGAAGGUAACAUACCUGAAGAGCUCGAUGGGACCUUUUAUAGGGUAAUGCCUGAUCCGCAGUUUCCCCCUUUCGUCGACAACGAUCCUUGGUUCAAUGGUGAUGGCAAUAUCAGCGCUUUCCGGUUUACCAAUGGGAACGUUCACUUCCAGCAACGAUAUGUUCGUACUGAAAAGUUCCUACGAGAAAGGGAGGCAAAACGAGCUCUCGGUGGCAAGUAUCGAAAUAAAUACACCGACGCAGUCGAAUUCAAGGUCCGUACUACAGCAAACACCAACAUCUUCUACUUCAACAAAGUUCUUUUGGCCAUGAAAGAGGAUGCGCCACCAUUCGCAAUGGAUCCUAUCACACUAGAGACGUUUGGGUUGCAUGACUUUAAUGGGCAAUUGCCUAGUCUUACCUUUACUGCUCAUCCGAAACUUGAUCCUAAAACUGGAGAGCUAGUUUGCUUCGGCUACGAAGCCAAGGGUGAUGGCACACCAGACAUUUGUUACUAUUCUAUCGACCCUGACGGCACUUUCAACCAGACUGUGUGGCUGGUUUCACCUGUUGUCGGAAUGAUUCACGAUUUCGCUGUCACGGAGAAUUGGAUCUGUGAUAUCGAUCGACUUAAGGAAGGUGGAGAACAUUGGCAAUGGGAUCCGAAUUGCCCUUUUUAUAUAGGGCUCUUGCCAAGACGAGGGGCAAAGGGGUCAGAUGUCAAGUGGUUCAAGGCACCGAAUGCUUUUCCUGGUCAUACAACGAAUGCGUACGAACUCCCUGACGGCGAUAUCGUAUUUGAUCUUCCUCUCACCGAUAAAAAUGUUUUCUUCUGGUGGCCCGAUCGGGAUGGAAACGCCCCCGAGCCUCAUGACAUCCAUGCCAAAUACGUGCGAUUCACUUUGGACCCCACCACAUCAGACCUUGAUCUCCCAGCUCACGAGAUUAUCUCCGAAUGCGACAUGGAAUUCCCGAGGAUAGACGACCGAGUCUCCAUGCGGCCUCAUGGCCACAGUUUCUUUGACAUGAUGGAUCCCAAGCUUGGAACGGACUUUGCUAUUAUUGCUCCCGUGUUAGGCGGUGGUCACCCUUUGUAUAACUCCCUGGGUCAUCUCAAUCACCAAACUGGAAAGUUGGAAGUGUACUUUCCAGGUAAAACACAUAUGGUACAAGAACCUAUCUUUGUACCUCGAUCAGACGAUGCGCCUGAGGGUGAUGGCUUCGUUAUUGUUUUGAUUAACAACUACUUUACCAUGUCAAGCGAGCUGCACAUAGUUGACACUUGUGACUUUUCCACUGUACGGGUAGUAGUUAAACUGAAUAUUAGGCUGAGGGCAGGACUCCAUGGGAACUGGGUAGAUGGAAAAGAGUUGUCUAGAUGA